This is a messenger RNA of Peniophora sp. CBMAI 1063, 2325 nucleotides long. The record is from the annotation of a GenBank genome assembly. Lineage: Eukaryota; Fungi; Basidiomycota; Agaricomycetes; Russulales; Peniophoraceae.
AUGAGCGCCCAUGACGCCCGUGUCAUAGUGGAGAACGGCCAGGAAGAGCGCCCAAACGAGAGUGAGAAAUCACGCGAUGCGGAGGAGGACAUCUCGGUACACUAUGCGGGGGAUUUGGACUCCGUAUCUGACUUUGACCCUAACUUCGACGCAGAGCAAACCGAGCUGGGAAACGACUCCCCUUACCCCGAAGUGCGCGCAGCUGUUGCAAACUUUGACGACCCCACCAUGCCCAGCUCCACAAUUCGCGCGUGGGUACUCGGACUGCUCUGGGCUCUUGUGCUACCCAGCGUCAACCAGUUCUUUCUCCUUCGAUAUCCAACCAUCUACGUCAAUCAGCUAGUGGCACAGCUGAUAUCUUUCCCGAUGGGCCGACUAUGGGCUCGUGCUAUGCCUCAGGUCAAACUAUUUGGCGUACCACUCAACCCUGGUUACUUCACCAUUAAGGAGCACGUGCUCGUCACGGUCAUGGCCGGCGUAGGGUCUCAAGCAGCAUAUGCUACGGAGAUUGUAGCGGUGCAGAAGGUUUACUUCAAUCAGGACUUCGGUUUUAUCUACGCUUGGUUGUUGGUUAUGUCUACACAACUCAUCGGCUUUUCCAUCGGCGGUAUCGCACGGCGUUUUCUAGUCACUCCUCCCUCCAUGAUUUGGCCGGCGACAUUGGUCUCGUGCGCCCUUUUCAAUACCCUACAUUCUCUGAACUACCCCGGGGCCGGGACGAAACGCGGUAUGAGUCGCGAGCGCUUCUUCACCUAUGUAUGCGCGGGUGCCACGGUGUGGUAUUUCCUCCCUGGAUACCUCUUCCAAGCCCUCAGCUUCUUCAACUGGGUCUGCUGGAUCGCACCUUCAAACGUGAUAGUGAACCAACUAUUUGGUUAUCGUUCCGGACUCGGGUUUUCUCUGAUAUCCCUUGACUGGACCCAGAUUGCGUAUACUGGAAGUCCUCUUGCUGUACCUUGGUGGGCCGCCGCAAAUGUCUUUGGAAGCUUCGUGGUGUUCUUCUGGAUCCUGACACCGGCCCUAUACUACUCUAACACGUGGUGGUCUCAUUACUUACCGAUAUCGUCGCAUAACUCUUACGAUAACACCGGCCAACAAUAUAACCUGACAAGGAUUCUCAACCCUGAUGCUUCCUUCAACCAGACCGCAUACGAAGCAUACAGCCCUCUAUUCCUCUCGACCACAUUCGCCGUUUCCUACGGACUGAGCUUCGCCGCGAUCACCUCCACCAUCGUGCAUGCUGCCAUCUACUUCUAUCGGCCAAUCAAGCGCAAUUUCGGGCAAUCUCUACGGGAGCAACCUGAUGUGCACGCUCUACUCAUGUCGCGAUAUACCCAAGUGCCGGAGUGGUGGUACGCUGUUAUCUUCGUCUUCACGUUCACGGCGGGAUGUCUAUGCAUCGAGUUGUGGCCGACGGGUAUGACGAUAUGGGCAUUCAUCGUCGCCAUCGCCAUCUCGCUCAUCUUCCUGGUACCAAUCGGCAUGAUUCAAGCGAUCACUAGUCGACAGAUUGGCUUGAACGUUCUCGCAGAGCUGCUGCUCGGGUUUAUGCUCCCUGGGCGACCUGUCGCGUUGAUGAUGUUCAAGACCUGGGGCUACAUCACCAUGACGCAAGCGAUGAUCUUCACGGGAGACUUCAAACUUGGACACUACAUGAAGAUACCGCCGGUACCCAUGUUUGCUGCCCAGAUCAUCUCAACUGUCAUUGCCGGGACUGCACAACUCGCUGUGCAGACAUGGAUGUUCUCCAACAUCGACGGCAUCUGCAGCGAAGAUCAGCCGCAAAGGUUUGUCUGCGCAAACCAGGAAGUCUUCGCCACCGCUGCCAUCAUUUGGGGUCUCAUCGGGCCACAACGACAGUUCGCCGCUGAUCAGAUCUACUAUGGGCUUAUAUUCUUCUUCCUGAUCGGCGCCGUUGCCCCCUUGCUCCAAUGGAUGUUGGUGAAACGAUAUCCACAUUCAUGGCUCAACUAUCUCAACUUCCCGUUGAUCUUCUCCGGGUUGCAGCUCCUCCCCCCUGCAAACGCCUCGAACUUCGUGACAUGGGCGAUCACCGGAUUCAUCUUUCAGUACUUCAUUCGUCGGCGACAUUUCUCGUUCUGGGUCAAGUACAACUAUGUCUUAUCGGCCGCUCUCGAUGCAGGUACAGCACUCGGAACGAUACUGGUGUUCUUCUGUCUACAAUACCCCCGAAACGGCAAUAUAGGCGCGACCACAGUAGCUACAUGGUGGGGGAACACCGUCUUCACGCGUAAUGCAGAUUGGAACAGCGUUCCUCUGAAGACCAUACCAGAAGGGAAGAUGUUUGGCCCGACGUCGUGGUGA